This is a messenger RNA of Rotaria socialis, 2841 nucleotides long. The record is from the annotation of a GenBank genome assembly. Lineage: Eukaryota; Metazoa; Rotifera; Eurotatoria; Philodinida; Philodinidae.
AUGUCUACAAAAUCGAAAAAACCUGACAAUAAUCUAAACGGAAUUCGUUCUGGAAAAAAGCAAAUCAAUGAUAUAACAGAUCGGACAAGACGAAUCGUAUUAGAAAAAUUUUCUGAUGAACAAUUGGCAGAAUUUCGAGAACUAUUUGAUAUGUUCGAUAAGGACAAUCAAGAGAUGUUAACAUUGCAAACACUUGUUUCUGUGAUGAAAACAGUAGGUCAUUCGCCGACUGAAUCAGAUAUGAUUGAUUUAAUGCGCGAUAUUGAUAUUGACAAUUCUGGUGCAAUAGAUUUUUAUGAGUUUGUAAAUGUUAUUUCACAUAAUAUGUAUCCAAGUGAAACAAAUCAAGAAAUUCGACAAGCUUUUGAUUUGUUUGAUCAAAAUCAAGAUGGACUCCUAACAUUUGAUGAUUUAAAAUUAACUAUUGAGAAAUAUCUUAAUAGUUCAAUGAACGAUUUUGAAACACAUCAAAUGAUUGAAUUAGCAGAUCGCAAUGGACAUGGACAUGUAUCAUUUGAAGAUUUUCUUCAUGCGGCUGUUUGUCGAAAUGACAAGAAACGAAAUAUUAUCAGCAGAUUUGGCAAUUGUUUAAUUGUAAUAAGUUUUCGUUGUCAAUAUAAGUCAACGCCAAUGUUUAUUAAUUUAUUUGCCUUCUUCUUUCUGUUGGUGGAACUGUUGUCACUAGGUGGUCUGUCAUCGAUCAAUGGCAAUGAUAAUCAACACCAAGUACAAAUAGCAAAUACACUUGUCAAUCAGUUGCCUUUCUCAACAAUACUCAGUAGUACUGCUUCAAUAAAUAUGUAUUGGCUGAAAACAUUAAAAAAUAUAACAGAAUAUCGUGGCCGAACAAUUCUUUUAGAAUGUCAAGUUACAUCUUUAUAUCCAGUAUCAUUCAAUUGGUAUAGAUAUAAUAAUCCAAUGAAUAAAAAUAGUUUUAAUGUCAAUGAAAAUUUAUUUCAAUCGAGUAUUCGAUUAAAUAAUCUGCAAGAGUCUCAGACUGGUUUUUAUACCUGUGAAGUAUCGAAUGGUUUCCAAAUAUUAACGUCAACUGGCUAUGUUCGAAUGAAAAACUCGGAUAUUGAUCCAAUUGAUGAUUCAAAUGAUGAUUCAUUACCAUUCAUUGAAUUUCAACCUGAAAUCAUAACAAAUAAUGAAGAAGUAAUAGAUCAGCUGACAUGUGAACUGUAUACAGGCAAUACUUGUCGAUCAAUGCUUGUAUCGAAUUAUGUUCCAAUGAAUAAAUUCGAUCAGAAGGAAACAGAACAGAAGCUAAUUGAUAGUAUUCAAUUAAUGUCAAACGAAUGCCGUCGGCUAUUGCUACCGCUGAUUUGUUUCUUUGUAUACCCUGUUUGCGACAAUAUCAAUCAAAUUACUAGACGAUCAAUGUGUCGGAAAUCUUGCUUUAAUUUUCAAAAUCAUGUUUGUAUGAAAACUUUUAUGAACGAGCAACAAAUUUUGUCCAAUAUACUAUUUUCGUAUCAUAUACCAACAUGUGACAGUUUACCGCCAUCAAGCGAUGAUUCAUCUUGUAUCAUGGCCGAUCAACCUCGAAAUGUUUCGUCAAUUUCAAAAAUUUCACCUAUUGUUGAAAAUUCAUCGGCAUCAUCUUAUUUUCCCCUUUCAUCUUCCUGUAAAAUUUUUAUAUUCAGCAUUCUUUUUUGUCUAUUAUUACUACUCUCGUAUUGUUAUUAUUACAAUCGAAGCCAGCACAAGAAUCGUUUAUCUUCAUGUUCACCAAAAUUAUCACCAAGAAAACAAUCUUCUCGUUCUCUAACUCCUACUCAAUCGUCACCCUAUCAGACGCCGAUUAAUAUUAGACAAAACAAUCAAUUAACCAAUUCCUCAGCAUCAGCAUCCAUGCAUACAAAUCUAAGUUUUCUAAAUCAUCGACAAACAUUACAUAAAGCCGAGUCUAAUUAUCAACAAAUCUACUUUUCUGCCGUCAAUAAUGCGCAACGUGAGAUUCCAUUUACGAACAUCCGUUUUCUAGAAGAAAUCGGUGAAGGAGAGUUCGGACGAAUAUUUAUCGGUGAAAUAAUUGAUUCCGAAAAUAAAUGUAUUAUUAAAACAUUACAAAAUGAAAAUGUUAAAAAAGAAUAUCUUAGAGAAAUUGAAAUUUUUCGCCAUAUUCAUCAUAUAAAUAUAUCUCGUCUUAUUGGUAUUUGUACUUCACAAAAAAAUCCGUUUUCAUUAAUGAUUUAUGAGUAUUUAAACAACGGAGAUUUACACGAAUAUUUAAUUUUACAGCGUGCAAAACACACACAUUUGGCUGAUUUUCUUUCUGUAUCAAAACAAAUUGUAUCAGGAAUGAUAUAUUUAUCUGAUAGAAAUUUUCUUCACAAUGAUCUAUCAACAAAAAAUAUUCUUCUUUGUGAACAUUUAAAUGUUAAAAUAACUAAUAUCGGACGUUAUCGUCAACAAUACCAACUCGAUUAUUAUAAUAUAACAAAUCAUCUGUUGCCUAUACGAUGGAUGUCAAUUGAAUCAAUAUUUUCAGGUAUCUAUUCAGAGAUGUCUGAUGUUUGGUCAUUUGGUGUUUUAUUGUGGGAAAUGUUUUCAUAUGGUCUUCAGCCAUAUUAUGGAUAUACAAAUCCUGAAGUAAUUGAAAUGAUACGCGAUCGAGUAUUAUUAACAUGCCCAACGAAUUGCCCGAGAAGAAUUUAUGAAUUAAUGUGUUCAUGUUGGGAAGUAACUGGCGAACAACGAUCAACAUUUAUUGAACUUCUGCAAAGAUUAAAAGAAUUACAAGAGAAACCUACAGUAUCACCGUCGAUUGAUGAUGAAAUAAUAUCGCCAAAUCGUUUCGAAUCACUCAAAGAAAAAUAUAGAACCUACAUAUGA